CCGACGCGCGUGAGCGUCGGUGCCCGCGCCGAUCAGUUCGCGCGGCACGCUCGACGAGUGAGGUACGUGUUCUCACUUUGCCUUGCUCUCCAGUCUGUCAGGUGCAUCGGUGGUUCACACGAGGAAGAGAGAGAGAGAGGGAGAGAGAAAGCAAGACAUACAGAGCAUUAGUUUUCAAACGCAAUUCUAGCCGAAGAGUUCAAGAGGAAGAGGAAAAACGGCGGCGAUCAUAGAGAAGCAUUUUUCGCGAGACAACCCGGACUCCGGGAGCUUUCGAACACAGAUGGUGAGAGGAUCGUUACCUGAUAUCGCAGUGACGAUGGCAUCGGGCAGAGAAAUCCACGGUGCUUUUAGCCUCAUUGUAGACGACGUGGACUCGCACUCGAUUCUCAGCGACAGCUCCGACCUGGACGGAUUAUCGCGCGAGAGCAGCUCGCAAAAUUCGGCAUCGCAGACGCCGCUGGACAGUCCGGGUGGACCGCGGGAGAGGAUCAAGCAGAUCCAGGUGGAGGCUGAGACCAGACGAGGCGAGUUCGCCCGGCUGCUAGAAGAACACGCGCAGGUGGUGCGCAAAUUGAAGAUGAUGGAGGCGGAAGAGCAGCUGUCGGCGACGACGACGACGACGGCGACCGGGAAAGCGACGGUGAUCGGCGGCGCGCACGCGUGAUUUUAUGAUCUGAUUAUCGCCGCCAUCGGUACGAGGGUGCCAUCGAGGGUUGGGACCAUCGCGUCGACCGCCGUACGACGACCAUCACCACCUCAUCGCGUUUCUCCCUCGAGCAUCGCGACGCACCACCACCCGGACAAACCGUCGGCGCUCAUUGCAACUCGCAGACGAAACGCGAAUGACGCGAACGUCGCUGGACGUCCGAAUUAUUAACUCUCGGAUGCGUCUACAAGAGGACGCAUUCGAGAGUUAAUUAUGCGGAAAGCGAGAUAUGGACUCGAGAGGACUUUUUUAUUAUUUUCUUUCUUUUGUUCACUAUGUGCUUUUGUUUCGCUGACUUCCGCUUCGAGCUAAUUCGUUCGCUGCACUCUGAUUUAGUGGAAAUGGAAACUCGAAUCGGCUUGGAAAUAAAUCUUAAACGAUAUAAGAGAGAAAUUCAAAAAGCUCUUUUAAACUCCAUGUUUUAUGAUUUAUCACGGUAAUUGAAUAAAGCGAUCAAUUUACGACAAUUCAGAUAAAUUAAAAAUCAAAUAAAGCUUAUUUCACAGAUUUUUAUAUAUUCUGUUUUCAGUGUCAUGUUUUACAAUAGAUUCCGUUAUUUGAAUAAAAUGACUAUUGUUUCUGCAUAUUCAUGAAAAAUCAAAUCAAUUGAAAAUGGAAUACUGCUUGUUUCGCGAGGCUUUCAUAUGUAGAUUAAACGCACGUGUAUUUUAUUAUUGAACUAUCUCAAUUAUUAAAUAAUAAUAUAAAUUCUCAUAAUUUUAUGCAAUGAUACGGUAUACUGUUAGAGAUGCGCCAAUUAAGCGCAUAACUCCAUUAAUUAGCAAUGUAAAACAUAUAUAAUACGCGUAAUACGUUCGAAGCGGAGAUUUUCUGUACUUCAUCCAAUUAUGCGAGAUCGAGUUUAAAGAGUCGCGAGUCGGCAAAAACAACAGAAAUCCACAAAAAAAAAGAAACACGGUUAAUCAGCUUCCCGCGACAGGAAACGUCCUGAUUUAACCCUUGUUUGCAACAAAGUCUGAAUAAAAACCACUAGACACGACAAUAAUGAGGAACACUAUUACGGGGAACGUGCGCGAAAGCCGCGGUUGCGUAUUGUUCACAACGCGGGGGAGACGACCCUCUUGCCCGUUCGAACUAGCUCAGCAGCAACGGCUGGCCUAAGCGUAGUACAAAUUUUGCAGUGAAGUCUUAAUAAAAAAA
Molecule: messenger RNA, 1870 nt
Organism: Linepithema humile (Argentine ant)
Lineage: Eukaryota; Metazoa; Arthropoda; Insecta; Hymenoptera; Formicidae
Source: RefSeq, a predicted model, not a curated record